CUUUUUGUAGAGCCAAUUGUACAACACUCGUCUGUAGAACACUCGCGUUUUCGUCGUUGGCGCAAUCAUAAUUCCGUUCUUGCUGACAUUCCAACCUCCCUCCCCCUCCCCUCACUCCCUCUCUUUCUGUAUUUCUCGCUCUUUUUCUUCGUGCUACGUUUUCUCGAUCUCUUUUCUAUCCGCACGAGAUAAUCUCUUCGAUGUAUCUCCAUUUCACCUUUCAGGAUAUCAUAAAGAAAAACCGAGCCUCUUUCACAUUUUUAUGUUGUGAAAAUCAAGGCGGGUUCGUGUCGUAAAACGUUUCGCGUUUUACGCUGCUUGAUACAGACGUCUGUACUAGACGUUUGUAUUGUUCGCCGACUAUAUAAGGUCUACGUGGCUCGAUUGUGCAGACAGAGAUUCGCCUGGUCUUGGAUAGACGCGCGCAAGCAUGAAGUCCCUCAUCGUCCUAUCGUGCCUCACGCUGUCGACGCUGGCUUUGCCGUAUACGCCUUAUCAGGCGUAUCACGGUGCGCCUGUCGGAUAUUAUCACGGACCGCCGGCCCCGCUGGACCACGACGGCCGGGUGAUCGACACACCGGAAGUGGCUCACGCCAAAGAGGCGCAUCUGGCGGCGUACGCCGCGGCGGCCGCCAGGACCGCACCUCAGUACGGCGGGCCGCAUUACGCGGAAUAUCCCGUGAACGAUGGAAGUUACGACGGAAGUUACAACGGAGGUUACUCCGGAUACCGCAGCGGGUACCACGGUCCACCGGCGCCGCUCGGUCACGAUGGCCAAGUGAUCGACACGCCGGAAGUGGCCCACGCCAAGGCCGCGCAUCUGGCCGCCCACGCCGCGGAGGUGGCCAAGAUCGCCCAUCAUCGAUCAUACGUGGAUCCCUAUUCGCAUAUCCCACAAUGGCUCCUCUUCUUCGCCAUGUCGAGCGCCAUUCUGGCAGCUCCUCAGUGGUAUGGACCCCAUGCUUCCCCGGCGCCGUUAGGCCCCGACGGUCGCGUGGUGGACACACCGGAAGUCGCACAACUAAAGGCCGCCCAUUUGAAUGCUCUGGCGGAAGCUAAUGCACGUGCACCGAAGGGACCGGGACCAGUCGGCUCUUAUCCCGGGCCUAGCGGAUACGCUUCCGGAAAUUACAUUUCACAUUACAGCGGGCCACCGGCCCCGCUGGGCCCGGACGGCCGCGUAGUCGACACACCCGAGGUUCAGCAAGCCAAGGCCGUACAUUUCUCUCUCUACAAUGCGGAAGCGAGGCGCGUGCCGGCCGGUCCAGCCGAUCCAGUUGCCACCGGCGCCUACGAUCCGUCCUGGAACAAUGGCGCCUACAACCCCGCUUGGGAUGGCUCGGCCAGCAACUACUAUGUAACGCGAGAGAUGACACGUUUCGCGAUCGUGCUGCUCGGCUUGACCAAUCUAGUCUCGGCCAGGCCAACUUUCCUGCCCGUACCACUGACGUACGCGACACCCCUGAUAUCCGGUACGCAAGUCGGUACCAACGGCGGAACACCGGAUAAUCCUGAAAUCUCAAUCGCGCACAUCAACGAAAGGACAAGCGGAGUUGCGAGAUCGACUACUGAAUCUCAGUUGCGAUCAUCGUCCUCGUUGAUCCGUGAUGGUGUGCAGCCAACAUCGACGUCUUUCGCGCCUCUCGGCGCUGACGGCAGGGUUGUGGACACACCGGAAGUUGCAGCCGCGAAAGCAGCUCACGCAGCCGCGCACGUUAACGAGAGGAUCAAUUUGGCAAACGAGGUUGCCAGGUCCAGUGGCGACGUAUCGGAUUCGUCUGAUGUCGUAAACAGCAAUUCUAACGGCAGAAUCCUGGACGCACCGGAAGUGGCGACUCGCAUCGACGGGAAGAUCAACCUGGUGAAGGAGGUUGCGAGCUCCGGCGAUGAUCUCACGCGCAUCGUGGGUGGUCGUGUGGUGCCAUUGGUGCUCGGCAAUGGUGUCGUCGCCGCUCUGAUGCCUGUUGAUCCUGAUGGCAGACCGCUGGACGUGCCGGAAGUGAUCGCACGCGGCGAUCAGAAUCUGUCGAACGACGUGAGGUCCGUCGACGCCCUGGCAGUCGCUGGUUCGACGCUUGCUUACGGAAGAUUGGUUUAUUAAAGAAAUUUUACCGAUGCACUUGAGAAAGACAUACCCUACGGCUUACUUUGUAUGCGCCUCUUUGUAUUAAAUAAUUGCAGAAUUUCAAAUUAUAAUUGUAAAUUAUUCCUAGGUCUGAAGAUUCAGGGAUUAUGUAUCACCCCAUUAGAUGAAAAAUGAAAAAUUCGAUGGGACUCGAUGAAUAAAAUAUUCUUUAAUCAUGUAUUUUUUGCUUGUAGAACGAUUACUUUCACCGACAAUUCAUAUAUAUUCGGUGUACAAGAUAUGUAAAAAUAAAUAACACACCACAUAUAGCAUGUAAAGCCAA
Molecule: messenger RNA, 2408 nt
Organism: Pogonomyrmex barbatus (red harvester ant)
Lineage: Eukaryota; Metazoa; Arthropoda; Insecta; Hymenoptera; Formicidae
Source: RefSeq, a predicted model, not a curated record